GUACCCACAUGAUUCAGUGAGCAGGAGAUUGUAAAGGAAGCCAUAAGCAGCAUUUCAACUGCAGCUGUUAGACGCUUCACGCGCAAGGAUAAAGCCAUCAUCACUUAUGUCCCCAUGACUACUUUCGGGGUCAUAAAUGCUAGAGAAUUAGCGCGAAAAGUAGUACACAACUGCAUACUUUGUUUCAGAUACAAGCCCAAAUUACUGAACCAAAUAAUUGGUGAUUUACCGUCAGACAGGUUGCGAUCGGUUCGACCAUUUCUUAUUUGUGGAGUUGAUUUCUGUGGUCCAGUUUAUACAACACAUAAAAUAAGAGGCCGACCUCCUUAUAAAAGCUACAUUGCCAUAUUCGUGUGCUUUAAUUCUAAAGCUGUACACAUAGAAUCUGUGUCUGAUUUAUCCACUAAUGCAGUUUUAUCUGUCUUUAAAAGGUUCGUCGGUCGUCGGGGAGUUUCGCGCGCACCUCAUUUUGGCGGACUGUGGGAAGCAGCCGUCAAGAGCGCCAAACACCGAAUGCUUCGCACAAUAGGCGACACCGCCCUAACGUUCGAGGAGCUCUCCACCGUACUCGUCGGCGUGGAGGCAAUUUUGAACUCUCGUCCAGUCGUAGGAUCAGACGAUCCCAACGACGGCGAAGCCAUAACGCCCGCACACUUAUUAAUAGGACAUAUUCAGAUCGCUGGGAGCGAGUAUCAUACCUGAAGGGAAGAUUCUGGUCAGAAUUCCAACGGGAUUACAUCCUGGGUCUUCAGACCAGAACGCGAUGGGCCAAGCCGCAACCCAACAUCGAAAUCGGCAACCUGGUCAUAAUACACGAAGAGAAUUUGCCUCAUAAAGAGUGGCUCACUGGUGGAGUAGUAGAUAUAAAAACUGGCGCCGACGGUAAGGUGCGAGUGGCGGACAUUAAAACAACGACGGGCAUUUAUCGGCGUGCCAUUCACAAGCUAGCGCUGCUUCCAAAUAACACUACUUGAAGACCGAUGGUCAGCACAGUAGUGUUUAUCACUUUCUAUGAAAUUUAAUUUGUUAAUGAAUUGUACUUUAAUUGAAUUUUGAUCCACACUAAAUAUGUGUGUACUUAUGUAUGUAUAUAAGUAUUUAUGCAUGCUUAUGCUUAAAGUUAUUGAAUUUGUAUUAGUUGAAUGUAUUGUAUCUAA
Molecule: messenger RNA, 1157 nt
Organism: Rhagoletis zephyria (snowberry fruit fly)
Lineage: Eukaryota; Metazoa; Arthropoda; Insecta; Diptera; Tephritidae
Molecular function (GO): nucleic acid binding
Source: RefSeq, a predicted model, not a curated record